Molecule: messenger RNA, 1731 nt
Organism: Penicillium odoratum
Lineage: Eukaryota; Fungi; Ascomycota; Eurotiomycetes; Eurotiales; Aspergillaceae
Product: sugar porter family MFS transporter
Exons: 2
Coding region: 1-1731 (576 amino acids)
Biological process (GO): carbohydrate transport; transmembrane transport
Cellular component (GO): plasma membrane
Molecular function (GO): carbohydrate:proton symporter activity
Source: RefSeq, a predicted model, not a curated record
AUGUUUGAAAAAUUGUUAAAGAAACGAACGCAGGAUGUCUAUGCUGACAGUGAGGCUCCCAGGGAGUCGGUGUCUACUGUUGAGCGUGAGAAAGGUCCCGGUGAUCUGGUCGAUACUCAUAUCCCACUUUUCACCGUGCGCUCCUUCGUCAUGGGCAUCUUCGUGUCUAUGGGAGGAUUCCUAUUUGGCUACGAUACCGGUCAGAUCUCAGGUUUCCUUGCGAUGCCAAAUUUCCUAAUGCGAUAUGGUCAACGGAGUUCAAAUGGUACCUAUGUGUUCAGCAAUGUCCGCUCUGGCCUGAUUGUUGCCCUGCUUUCCAUCGGUACCUUGAUUGGAGCUCUGACUGCAGCCCCGGUUGCCGAUCGCGUGGGACGGAAAUGGUCCAUUAGUGGUUGGUGCGUCAUACUCAUGGUCGGGGUUACUGUCCAGAUCUCAUCUCCUUCUGGCAAAUGGUACCAAUUUAUGGUGGGCCGUUUGAUCACUGGACUAGGAGUUGGUGCACUAUCUCUACUGGUACCCAUGUACCAAGCCGAGUCAGGUCCAAGACAUAUCCGAGGUUCGCUGAUCAGUACUUACCAAUUGUUCAUCACGCUGGGAAUCUUCGUUGCCAAUUGUAUCAACUUUGGUACAGAGGCUCGCUCAGAUACUAGUUCGUGGCGAAUCCCUCUUGGAAUCACCUACUUCUGGGCUCUGGUCCUCGGCGUCGGCAUGCUCUUCUUCCCUGAGAGUCCCCGAUACGACUACCGCCACAACAAAGUGGAGAAAGCAAUAACCAACCUCUCUAAGAUUUAUGGCGUUCCGCGGAACCACCGUGCUCUUGCUAUUGAAUUCGAAGAAAUCAAACAAAAGUACGAGGAAGAAGUCCGCAACGGCGUAGUCACCUGGAAGAUGCUGUUUAGAGCCCCAACUAUGAGUUACCGUGUCGCCCUAGGAGUGACCCUCCAGGCUCUUCAACAACUCACAGGUGCCAAUUACUUCUUCUACUACGGGACCGUUGUCUUUAAAGGAGCCGGAAUUUCAAACAGCUACGUUACCCAGAUGAUUCUCGGAGGAGUGAACUUCGGAUGCACGUUUCUAGGCCUUUAUCUGAUCGAGCACUACGGUCGUCGUCGUUCUCUGAUCGUAGGUGCCUUGUGGAUGUUCGUAUGCUUCAUGGUAUUUGCUUCGGUGGGGCAUUUCUCGCUUGACCGUGCAGACCCCCCGAAAACCCACUCCGCCGGUGUGGCAAUGGUAGUCUUCGCCUGUCUCUUCAUUCUCGGCUUCGCCAGUACGUGGGGUCCAAUGGUCUGGACCAUCAUUGCGGAGCUAUAUCCAUCACAAUACAGGGCUCGUGCAAUGUCUCUUGCAACAGCAUCUAACUGGCUAUGGAACUUCUUGCUGGCCUUCUUCACGCCUUUUAUUACAAGUGCUAUCGACUUUCGAUACGGUUAUGUUUUCGCCGGAUGUCUUUUCCUUGGAGCGGCCACGGUCUAUUUUGGUGUUAUCGAAGGCCAGGGUCGGACUUUGGAGGAGAUUGAUACUAUGUAUUUGAUGAAGGUUAAGCCGUGGAAUAGUUCCAAGUUCCAAUUCCCGGCUGAUCCGGCGGUCAUUCGGGGUUCUUUUGAUGAUAAGGGAGCCGGUGCUGGGGUUGGUUCUUCGUCUCAUAUUCCGGAUGCUACUACGGAGUUACAGGAGGAUGGGCAUGCGGUGCCGCAGACGCAACCAGAGGCACAGCCACGAACGGAACUGUAG